Pseudozyma flocculosa PF-1 is the source of this 2313-nucleotide messenger RNA. RefSeq lists its product as uncharacterized. Gene Ontology annotation, cellular component: cytoplasm. Gene Ontology annotation, molecular function: saccharopine dehydrogenase activity. Lineage: Eukaryota; Fungi; Basidiomycota; Ustilaginomycetes; Ustilaginales; Ustilaginaceae. Bases 1 to 2313 code for a protein of 770 amino acids. The record is from RefSeq and is a predicted model, not a curated record. The transcript is spliced from 2 exons.
AUGGUCCUCUCUCACCCCAACAUUCGCGAUGGCUGGUUCCACGAGACCAACAGCCAGUGGCCCGGACAGGCCAUGAGCCUGCAGGUCCAGCGCAUCCUUCACACCGAGCGCAGCAAGUUCCAGGACGUCCUCGUCUUCGAGUCCACCACCUACGGCAAUGUACUCGUCCUCGACGGCGUCAUCCAGUGCACCGAGCGCGACGAGUUCUCCUACCAGGAGAUGAUUGCCCACCUCCCCCUCGCCUCCCACCCCAACCCCGAGCGCGUCCUCGUCAUCGGCGGCGGUGACGGCGGCGUCCUCCGCGAGGUCGUCAAGCACGACUCGGUCAAGGAGGCCGUCCUUUGCGACAUCGACGAGGCCGUCCCGCGCGUAUCGUCCCAGUACCUCCCCAACAUGGCCGCCGGCCUCACCCACCCCAAGUCCAAGGUCAUCAUCGGCGACGGCUUCGCCUUCCUCCAGGACCCCAAGAACCACGCCGCUUUUGACGUCAUCAUCACCGACUCGUCCGACCCCGUCGGCCCCGCCGAGGCUCUUUUCCAGCAGCCCUACUUUGCCCUCCUCAAGCAGGCCCUCAAGCCUGGCGGACACAUCUCGACCCAGGCCGAGUGCCUCUGGAUCCACCUCGGCCUCAUCGGCGAGCUCCGCAGGUCCACAAAGGAGCUCUUCCCCGUCGCAGACUACGCCUUUACCACCAUCCCCACCUACCCCUCGGGCCAGAUUGGCUUCGUCGUCUGCUCCCUCGACGCCCAGCGCAACGUCCGCGAGCCCGUUCGCGAGGUGCCCGGCUGCCGCUACUACAACUCGCAGGUCCACCGCGCCGCAUUCGUCGUGCCCGAGUUUGCCCGCAAGGUCAUCGAGGACGGCGCGCCCGCCCCCGGCCGCGUCAUUGCCACCGGCGACGGCGCCGUCGCCAACCAGAAGCCCCGCCAGCCCAAGAAAGUGCUCCUGCUCGGCUCCGGUUACGUCGCCCGCCCCUUUGCCGAGUACAUCACCCGCUACCAGGAGUACAGCCUGACGGUGGCCUCGGUCAAGGCCGAGCACGCCCAGAAGCUGUGCGACGGCCUCUACAAUGCACAGGGCGUCUCGGUUGACGUCAACGACGCCGCGGCCCUGUCGAACCUGAUCAAGGGCCACGACGUUGUCGUCUCGCUGAUCCCCUACACGUACCACGCCGCCGUCAUCCGCGCCGCGUGCGAGCACAAAGUUGACGUCGUCACCACCUCGUACGUCUCGGACGCCAUCCGCGAGCUUGAGCCGCUGAUCCAAAAGGCCGGCAUCACGGUCAUGAACGAGAUUGGCCUCGACCCGGGCAUUGACCACCUCUACGCCGUUAAGGCCAUCGACGACGUUCACGCCGCCGGCGGCAAGGUCAAGUCGUUCCUCUCCUACUGCGGUGGCCUCCCCGCACCCGAGGCGGCCGACAACCCGCUGGGCUACAAGUUCUCGUGGUCGUCGCGCGGCGUGCUGCUGGCGCUGCGCAACACGGCCAAGUUCUACCGCGACGGCCAGCAGCUCACCGUCGGCGGCCAGGAGCUCAUGGCCGCCGCCCAGAGCUUCUACAUCUCGCCCGCUUUCGCCUUUGUGGCCUACCCCAACCGCGACUCGACCCCCUUCCGCGAGUGGUACCGCAUUCCCGAAGCCGAGACCGUCAUCCGCGGCACGCUGCGCUACCAGGGCUUCCCCGAGUUCAUCCUCGCCCUCGUCAAGCUCGGCUUCCUCGACGAGGAGGCCAAGCCGUUCCUUGCCUACGGCUCCAAGGCGUCGUGGGCCGACGUGACGGCGGCCAUGCUCGGCGCCAAGUCCAACGAUGAGAAGACCCUCAUCGAGGCGGUGCGCGCACGCUGCCAGUUUGCCUCGGCCGCCCAGGAGGAGACCAUUGUCCGCGGCCUCAGGUGGCUCGACCUCUUCUCGACUACCGCGCCCGUCACCGUCCGCGGCACCGCCGCGCAGGAGAAGGCGGCCGAGGCGGGCAACCCGCUCGACUCGCUCUGCGCCACCCUCGAGCACAAGUGCGCCUACGCGCCCGGCGAGCGCGACAUGGUCAUGCUGCAGCACAAGUUUGAGAUCGAGACGGCCCAGGGCGAGGCCAAGACGCUCACCUCGACGCUCCUCGACUACGGCAUCCCGCACGGCACCUCGAGCAUGGCAAAGCUCGUCGGCGUCCCCUGCGCCAUCGCCACCAAGCUCGUCCUCGAGCGCCACCCGGCCCUCUCCAAGGUCGGCAUCCUCGCACCUUAUUCCCAGGACAUCUGCGACCCCAUCCGCCUCGAGCUCGAGAAGGAAGGCAUCGUCCUCGAGGAGAGGUACGUCUGA